UCUUUACAAUGGACAUCAUCGGUGCUAUUGACCUUGGGCGUAUCGCUAGUUCAACUACAGCCGAGCUUAUCAACAAAAUCAUCACAUCAUAAACUCAAUGACGGACAAGAUUGGCUGAAAGGGCUCAUCGCGAUCAUUUGCUCGUGUUUAUCCUCUGGCCUGGCUGGAUGUUAUUUUGAAAAGCUCGUCAAGGAUCAAUCGUCUCAAACUGCCCAACCGCUUUCCAACGCUCUAUGGGCGAAAAAUUUACAGCUCUCUUUUUGUACAAUCCCAUUUGCAUUCUUAGCAAUCUAUCUCGACCCUCGUGCAUACAUUGAAGUCACCAAAAGAGGCUUCUUUUGUGGUUAUAGCACUUUGGUUUGGUCUGUGAUUAUGUACCAUGCACUUGGUGGGAUCUUGGUUUCAAUCAUCGUUACACAGAGUAGCACCGUCACCAAAAGCUUUGCAAAUAGCCUCUCAAUAGUCUGUAAGCUGAAAAUUCAUUUGUCUGAAGUUAUAAAAUCUUCCAUUUCAGCCAAACCCAAUCAUACUGAGUUUUUUUCAUGA
Messenger RNA from Melampsora larici-populina 98AG31, 546 nucleotides. RefSeq lists its product as uncharacterized. The annotation marks the transcript as partial. The transcript is spliced from 2 exons. Gene Ontology annotation, biological process: pyrimidine nucleotide-sugar transmembrane transport. Gene Ontology annotation, molecular function: UDP-galactose transmembrane transporter activity. The record is from RefSeq and is a predicted model, not a curated record. Lineage: Eukaryota; Fungi; Basidiomycota; Pucciniomycetes; Pucciniales; Melampsoraceae. Gene Ontology annotation, cellular component: Golgi membrane.